AUUUUCCAGAACUUGAGCAAAAUGAACAAUUUUGUUAUCAUGGAAAAUGCAGUUAUGGUUUUUGAUUGGCAUACAUCAGUUGUUGUGCAAGUUAUGAAGGGUAAGAAAGUUUGCAUGUAAGACCAAGCCUUGAAAAGAUGUUCUCUUCCUGCCAAAGCAAACAACUGCUGCCAUGUCACCACCCAACCACUCUUCUCUCUUGCCUCUAGACUGCAUUGAAUUGAACGUUGGUUCCACUUUUUUCUCUCUUUGAAACACCCAUGCAUGUAUAUAUAUAUAUGUAUUGCAUAUUGAAGAUUCAGCAGAGUUGGAGAAGAAUGGAGAAUUCAGUGAAUCUCUCUCUUCUUUCUCUUUUUCUUGUUGUUCUCUCUCCUCUCUCUUCUGUGAAUGGUUUUUUAAGGCCUUCUUUGAACCCUAAGUUUCCAACGUUGCAAGCAGAGAAGCUGAUAAGGGAACUCAAUUUAUUCCCCAAAGAUGCAGAGGCGGUCAAUGGCAUGGAUUGGGAGGGUGAGUCCACAAAGAAACUUGUGGAGAGACGUCUGAGGUUCCCUGGUAUUGAUUACUCCGAUGCGUCGGUUAAGGACCUGAGUCAACAUGCCGGCUACUACAAGCUUAGGCACUCUCUCGCUGCUAGGAUGUUCUACCUAUUCUUUGAAUCACGCGACAGCAGGAAGGACCCUGUUGUCAUCUGGUUGACUGGAGGGCCAGGGUGUGGUAGUGAAUUGGCUCUUUUUUAUGAAAAUGGGCCCUUCACUAUUGCCGCAAACAUGUCUCUUAUGUGGAAUGACUGGGGUUGGGACAAGAUAUCAAACCUAUUAUAUGUUGACCAACCCAUUGGGACUGGCUUUAGUUAUAGCUCCGAUCUACGUGACAUUCGCCACAAUGAAGAGGCCAUCAGUAAUGACCUAUUUGACUUCUUGCAGGCCUUCUUUGAGGAGCAUCCUUUGUUUACAAACAAUGAUUUUUACAUAGCUGGAGAAUCGUAUGCUGGGCACUAUAUUCCUGCUUUGGCUGCUCGAAUUCACCGAGGGAACAAAGCUAAAGGAGGAAUUCACAUAAACCUUAAGGGAUUUGCAAUUGGUAAUGGCCUUACUAAUCCUCAAAUCCAGUACAAAGCAUAUACAGAUUAUGCAUUAGAGAUGGGGAUGAUUGAAAAAACUGAUUAUGACCGUAUCAACAAGGUGCUUCCUGUGUGUGAGAUGGCAAUAAAGCUUUGUGGCACUGAUGGGACAAUCUCUUGCAUGGCUUCAUAUUUUGUUUGCAAUUCCAUAUUCAGUAAAAUCAUGGCCCUUUCUGGUGACACGAAUUACUAUGACAUAAGAAAGACGUGCGAGGGGAGCCUCUGCUAUGACUUCUCAAACAUGGAGAAAUUCCUGAACCAGAAACCUGUAAGAGCUGCUCUUGGAGUUGGGGACAUAGAAUUUGUACCAUGUAGCCCUGCUGUGUAUCAGGCUUUGCUAAUGGACUGGAUGAGGAAUCUUGAAGUUGGUAUUCCUGAUCUUCUAGAAGAUGGAAUCAAAUUGCUUGUAUAUGCUGGAGAAUAUGACCUAAUCUGCAAUUGGCUUGGUAACUCAAGAUGGGUGCAUGCCAUGGAAUGGGGUGGUCAACUAGAGUUCCAAGCGGCUCCUGAAGUUCCUUUUGUAAUUGGUGAUUCAAAAGCUGGACUGAUGAAAAUCCACGGCCCUCUUACCUUCCUCAAGGUCCAUGAUGCUGGUCACAUGGUUCCCAUGGAUCAGCCCCGAGUUGCACUGGAGAUGCUCAAGAGGUGGUUUGAAAACAAACUUCCUGAAAACACACCUGCUGAAUCAAAGGAGCCAGAAAAAAGGGUUGCUCAAAUGUGAUUCCCUCUGUUGUAUUGAAGCCUAUAUCUUUUUUUAUAUUACACAGUUGAAUAAUUUGGGCAUGCUGUCCUUGAAUUCUCAGUAUGCUUGUAAAUAAUUUGCCCACAGCCCACAGCUAGGAAUUCUGGAUAAAAUUUUGGUAUUUUGUUGGUUAUGAAACAUUUCUUAGCAGCUCAUGAUGUAACACAAAUUUCUUUUUGGGAAUAAGAAUGCAUGCAGCCUGUGCCCUUGUUAUCUUA
Molecule: messenger RNA, 2080 nt
Organism: Vitis vinifera (wine grape)
Lineage: Eukaryota; Viridiplantae; Streptophyta; Magnoliopsida; Vitales; Vitaceae
Product: serine carboxypeptidase-like
Exons: 9
Coding region: 261-1841 (526 amino acids)
Biological process (GO): proteolysis
Cellular component (GO): vacuole
Molecular function (GO): serine-type carboxypeptidase activity
Source: RefSeq, a predicted model, not a curated record